Messenger RNA from Penicillium angulare, 1416 nucleotides. RefSeq lists its product as uncharacterized. The record is from RefSeq and is a predicted model, not a curated record. Lineage: Eukaryota; Fungi; Ascomycota; Eurotiomycetes; Eurotiales; Aspergillaceae. The transcript is spliced from 2 exons. Bases 1 to 1416 code for a protein of 471 amino acids.
AUGAGUCUCUGGUCGGGAUCAAUUGCUCUCGAUCCGGACCGCCCCCUAGAAGGGAUCCGCUUAUUCGACCCGACUUCUCGCUGGCAAUGCGACAUAUCCAAAACCGCCAAACUUGGCCUCCGCAGUUUCGUCAACCCGGCCUUAAUUCCCCUUCAUGCCCGAGUAGGACCAAGCCUUGAACUACAUACAACCAACCCUGGAACAUCGCAAUGGCUCCAACGUAAAUUGAGUGGAGCUCUCUGGCUGAAUGAAGAUGAGCUGGAACUUCACCAAUCUAUACAAUGUCCCGUUGGUCUGCUGGUUAGUGUCGACGGGACUCCAUCUAGGAAGAGCGGCGCAAACACAUCAGACCUCUUAGUCUUUGGCGUGUUAUCAUCGUGCACACGACCACCCACCCCGCCCCACUCAUCGCCAUUGGAUUCAAAUGAUCCCGCCACUGCUUCAACCAGUAAACCUUAUGAGUUGAGGAUCUAUGCAGCUCCGCUCUCAACAGAGCUACUUACCCAAGCACAAGUCUUCCCAUCUCCCCCACCAAGCCGUGAUGGGCACUCUCUGUCAACGCCAGCUGAGUUCCUACCAGACAUCAGCUCCCCAAGCCCCAAGCGAAAGCGGGUAGCAACCCUCUUUGAGGUUGCUGCACAACAUCACCGCCGUGUAAGGCAAAAGGGCGGCGAGGCUGUUUCACAAUUGAUGGCUCCCUCGCGACCCUUAUCCUCGUCACAGAAUCUCCAAUCUCUCCGAGUCAAGCGCGAACCUGACGACGACGCACCAAGCCUCCCAAGCCUCGAUCGAUUAGUCUCCCGCAGAUCACGAUCUGUUUCAAUUGGAACCAACAUGCACCGUCCCUGUAGUACACGUGGUUUACGCGCUGCCCCGAGUGCUAAUGCAGACCCUCAAAAGCGUCCUGCGACGCCAAAUCCAUUCCUAGACUCCGGCCCCCGGCGCGGAUCACAGCAGGUGGUGCCACAGUCUCUUCCUUCUACUACCGUCGAAACAAAAUCAAGCUCUCCUCCACCUUCCCCUCCUAAGAACCCUGAAUUCAUCAUCGCAGAAAAUAAAAACUUAAUUACGCGCACCAUUCUGACAUGCAUGCGGCUUUUUGGGUUUCAUCGCUCGAACACACGAUCUUCAACUAGCAAAUUGAUCGCCGGAGGAGCAGAUCCAGAUCCUGAGACUUCCAAUUCAACACCAGCUGCUGAAGGGCUCCGUGCGCAGACACCGGGUCCUGGGGCAUCAGCUGACGACGACGAAUUCAAGGCGAUGUAUCAUGCAACAUAUAAAGCAGCGGCAUUUGCAUUGCGCAAAUAUUUGAAAGAUCCAGCUGUCGCCGGUGGUGCUACGCCCGUAUUGUUGGAGAAAGGAAAAGCGAUGACAUGUAUUGAUGAGGUGCUUCGACUGUUCUGUGAAGACCAUUGA